This is a messenger RNA of Sinocyclocheilus grahami, 749 nucleotides long. Its product is annotated as CD276 antigen-like. Gene Ontology annotation, cellular component: external side of plasma membrane. The transcript is spliced from 3 exons. Gene Ontology annotation, biological process: T cell receptor signaling pathway; regulation of cytokine production. The annotation marks the transcript as partial. NCBI's taxonomy places the organism in Eukaryota, Metazoa, Chordata, Actinopteri, Cypriniformes, Cyprinidae. The record is from RefSeq and is a predicted model, not a curated record. Gene Ontology annotation, molecular function: signaling receptor binding.
CUAGCCUCUUUUAGGGUGACUGUUCCUGAAAGGUGUUUGCUGGCAAUCCGAGGUCGUCCAGCUGUACUGGGCUGUGAGUUCACACCUGAUCCUGACCUGUCCAGUCUGGUGGUUACCUGGCAACGUCAGGAGGACUCACGAGUCGUCCACAGUUUCUAUUAUCAACAGGACAAAUUGGACAGACAGAGUCCAGAAUAUCACAAUCGGACCUCAUUGUAUAUUUCUGAGCUUGGUAAAGGAAAUGCCUCUCUAAGAAUGCAUCCAGUUGGACCAAAGGAUGCAGGCCGGUACCUGUGUCAAGUGAGCAACGCUAAAGGGACAGGAAAAGCCCUGAUAGAACUGGACUAUGGAGCCUUUUAUUCAGAGCCCAGGUUCAACAUUCAUGUGAACUCCACUGCUGUGACUGUACAGUUUGAGACAGAGGGUUUCCCCAAACCUGAGGUGAUCUGGCUGGGGGAACACAACCAGAACCUCAGCUAUCACCUGGAGAUCCAAGACCAGACAGAAGAUGGACUUUUUUACAUGAAAAGCAGCUAUGAGGUCCAGAAGCCAGUGGUUAAUGUCACAUUUACACUAAAGAACCACCUCCUGAACCAGAACCUGCAGAGAUUGGUGUUCCUCAGCUAUGUUUCAGAUGAGGAUGGAGAUGGAAGCACUGCAAUCAUUAUUCUCUCAAUACUGAGUGUCAUUCUUUUUGCUGUUGUGAUGUUUUUACUAUUAAGAAAACAAAUAAAGCCCUACCUAUGAUC